ACAGCGGACGUGUCAAUCCCAGUCUUCCACCGGACUGUCGUUGACUUUACCAUUGAUGUGAACGCGAGGACAGAAAUAUGGAGGGGGAGCGCCGUUCUUUCUCUUUCUUGGGAGCUUUUUUACUGUGUUUACUUAUUGUGCUGCUGGAGCUAGUCACUGCCGGUAUGCCUCCUUCUUACCCCAUGAGUCAACUUUGUAAGUUCUGUGAUCUGGAGCUUUCCUCUUGUAGUGGUACAGGGACCUGCAUGUCUAACUGCUCCAUUACCUCUAUCUGUAUGGACAGCAACGAGGUCUGUGUCUCUAUUUGGAGGAAGAAUGAGUCAGGCUUCACCAUUGAAACUUUGUGUCAUGACCCAUCCAAGCUGCUCUAUGGUGUUGUGCUGGAUGACUACAACAGCUCCACCUGUGUGAUGAAGGAAAAGAACACAACAAAUGGGAUGGCUCACUUCUGCUCCUGUACUGAUGAGGAGUGUAACGACCAACUGUUUUUCUUCCCCAUUGUGGAUCCAACUCUGGAUGAUCCCUUGGUAUCAGUGAUUCUGGUGAGCCUGCUACCCCUGCUGGUGAUGGGGAUUGUGGUUACAGUAAUGUUCUACUGGUACCGAGGCUAUCGGGGACGCAUAAAUCAAGAAUGGGAGAGUAGCAUUAAGAAGCGCAAACCAAAAGCUGGUGGGCUGGACUGCAGUGACGCCUGCACCAUCAUGAUGGAUGAUGAUAGGUCAGACAGCAGCUCAACGCAUGCCAACAACCUGAACCACAACACUGAGCCACUGCCUUUAGAGCUGGAUCUGCUGGUGGGAAAGGGUCGCUUCGCCCAGGUAUACAAAGCUAAGCUGAAGCAGACCACCUCAGAUCAUUUUGAAACAGUAGCUGUAAAGAUUUUCCCCUAUGAGGAGUAUGCCUCCUGGAAGAAUGAGAAGGACAUCUUCUCCAAUACAGACCUUCGACACGAGAACAUCCUCCACUUCCUGACAGCUGAGGAGAGGAAGGUGGAGAAACAGUACUGGCUCAUCACUGCCUUUCACCACAGAGGAAAUCUUCAGGAGCACCUGACACAUCAUGUGAUCAGCUGGGAGGAGCUGCAGGUACUGGGCAAGUCUCUGGCCCGAGGUGUUGCCCACCUCCACAGUGACCGUCUCCUUUGUGGGCGCCCUAAGGUGCCCAUUGUCCAUCGAGACCUAAAGAGCUCCAAUAUUCUGGUAAAGAAUGACCUGACAUGUUGCCUGUGUGAUUUUGGGCUUGGACUCCAUCUGGACAGCAGCCUGUCUGUGGAUGACCUUGCCAACAGUGGUCAGGUGGGUACGGCACGUUAUAUGGCCCCGGAGGUGCUGGAAGCCCGACUGAAUCUGGAGAACAUUGAGUCUUUCAAACAGACCGACAUUUACUCCAUGGCCCUUGUACUUUGGGAGAUGACAUCAAGGUGUGAAGCCAUUGGAGAGGUGAAGGAAUAUGAGCCUGCAUACGGUUCAAAAGUGCGAGAGCACCCUUGUGUGGAGAGCAUGAAGGACAACGUGCUGAGAGACAGAGGAAGACCUGAGAUCCCCGGCACCUGGCUCAGGCAUCAGGGGGUGGCGGUUAUUUGCGCCACCAUCACGGAAUGCUGGGACCAUGACCCAGAGGCCAGACUUACUGCCCACUGUGUUGCUGAACGCAUCUCUGAGUUGGAGGAUGAGAUGGACAAACUGUCCAGCUGCAGCUCCUCAGCAGAGAAGAUCCCGGCAGAGCUGAAGAUCCCGAUAGAGGUAGAGAUUCUGGGCGAGGAGGUGAAAAUCACAGAAAUACAGGACAUCAUAGCUGUGGACUGCUCUUUGAGUGAUGAGAAGUGAGUGGAAGCUCUGUAUCUUCAAAGACUAUGAGGGCACUUACUCUGCUUUAAUGAGACUGAAGAAAGAAAUCUCAGCUGUGAUGUCAGGAAUUGACCUCCUGUAUCCCAGGACUUUUAAUUAAGUCACAGUGUCAUGUUAUUCUAGCCCAAGAAAGAGGGACUUCACCACUUCUUAUAUGAAAUAGCCUGCCUUAAUCAGCUAAAAAGCUAAAGAACCAAAGUUAAGUGAAAGCUUACAAAAAGGUGCUUAUUAUGUUAACAGUGUUUCAUGAGUGUUUGACUAGAUGCUUACUGAGCAAAAAAGGUGAAAUAGUUAUCAAACUAAAGACAUUUGAUGUGCACUUUAUGAUUUGAUACUUAUGCAUUACAGUUCUCUGAUAGAGUCAAACAUUUUGGAGCUAAGAGGAGUUUGUGCUUGUAAAUGUCUUUGUGUGUCUGACUUUGAGCCAAAGUGUCACCAGAGAUGUCACCUUAACACUAGUGAUGCUACGGACUCCAUCCUUAAAUCUUGUUUGUUUUAACUCAUUGAGUGCCAGCCCUCAUUAUACAAUGGAAAGUGGCUUGUGCCAGCUUUUCUGGCCAUUUUGAGUCAUCUUUCAAGACCCACAGAAUAUUUUGUACAAAGACUAUGAAAACACAGAGUAGCUCAAAUGAAAGGAGAAACUCUCCUUUUUGUCAUGGACAAAAAUGUUUGUUUGCACCUUGU
Molecule: messenger RNA, 2531 nt
Organism: Plectropomus leopardus (leopard coralgrouper)
Lineage: Eukaryota; Metazoa; Chordata; Actinopteri; Perciformes; Serranidae
Product: TGF-beta receptor type-2-like
Biological process (GO): cellular response to growth factor stimulus; heart development; cell surface receptor protein serine/threonine kinase signaling pathway
Cellular component (GO): plasma membrane; signaling receptor complex
Molecular function (GO): ATP binding; metal ion binding; transforming growth factor beta receptor activity, type II
Source: RefSeq, a predicted model, not a curated record